This is a messenger RNA of Musca vetustissima, 1194 nucleotides long. RefSeq names its product lachesin (gene DIP-gamma). Lineage: Eukaryota; Metazoa; Arthropoda; Insecta; Diptera; Muscidae. The transcript is spliced from 9 exons. The coding region runs from base 1 to 1194 and encodes 397 amino acids. The record is from RefSeq and is a predicted model, not a curated record. Gene Ontology annotation, cellular component: neuron projection.
AUGGACAAAUUCUAUACACUUGUAUUAGCAGCACUAAUUGUGACGACGCAAUGUCCAAUACCCACACAUACACAAAUGUUAAAUGCGUUUGUAGAACCAAAUAUGCAACUCGAUCCAGAUCCCGAAUUUAUUGGCACCAUCAACAAUGUUACAUUUCCAGCAGGGCGGGAGGCCAUAUUGACCUGCUCUGUGAGAAAUUUGGGCAAGAAUAAGGUCGGCUGGCUGCGAGCCUCUGAUCAAACGGUCUUAGCCCUCCAGGGCCGAGUGGUGACACACAAUGCCCGCAUUAGUGUCAUGCACGAAGAUAUGCACACAUGGAAAUUGAAAAUUAGUAAAUUGCGGGAAAGCGAUCGCGGCUGUUAUAUGUGUCAGAUCAAUACCAGUCCCAUGAAGAAGCAGGUCGGAUGUAUAGAUGUUCAAGUUCCUCCAGAUAUUAUUAACGAAGAAUCAUCAUCCGAUUUGGCCGUACAAGAGGGUGAAGAUGCCACGCUGGUUUGCAAGGCAACGGGAAAUCCAACACCACGCGUUACCUGGCGUCGUGAAGAUGGUGAAAUGAUUCUGCUGCGUAAACCGGGUAGUCGGGAGCUGAUGAGAGUGGAAUCAUAUCAAGGUCCCGCAUUGAAAUUGGCCCGCCUUGAAAGACGUCAAAUGGGCGCCUAUUUGUGUAUUGCCUCCAAUGAUGUUCCGCCGGCGGUUAGCAAGCGGGUAUCGCUCAGUGUGCAAUUCGCGCCCAUGGUCCGUGCACCCAGCCAGCUAUUGGGCACUCCCCUCGGCUCCGAUGUCCAGCUGGAAUGCCAAGUUGAGGCCUCGCCCUCACCUGUGUCAUAUUGGCUGAAAGGCGCUCGGACCUCUAGUGGUUUUACCAGUAACAGUGCAUUGGAGACGGGACAACCAGGACCUGAAAUGUUAUUAGAUGGACCCAAAUAUUCCAUAACGGAAAAACGUGAUGGCUAUCGUGGCAUUAUGUUAUUAACCGUGCGCUCAUUUUCACCCUCCGAUGUUGGUACCUAUCAUUGUGUGAGCACAAAUUCUCUGGGUCGUGCCGAGGGUACCCUUAGGUUAUAUGAAAUCAAAUUACAUCCCGGCAUCGCGACUAUAAAUGAUGACCAGCUGAAUUUUAUUGGCGAUUCUGAGAUUUAUUGUAUAUCGCUUUUAUCAUCCAAUGUUCAAGACAAAUCCGCAGCAAAUAAUUAA